This is a messenger RNA of Arvicola amphibius (Eurasian water vole), 2763 nucleotides long. RefSeq names its product zinc finger protein 485-like. The record is from RefSeq and is a predicted model, not a curated record. Gene Ontology annotation, molecular function: DNA-binding transcription repressor activity, RNA polymerase II-specific. Bases 196 to 1932 code for a protein of 578 amino acids. Gene Ontology annotation, biological process: negative regulation of transcription by RNA polymerase II. The transcript is spliced from 6 exons. Lineage: Eukaryota; Metazoa; Chordata; Mammalia; Rodentia; Cricetidae.
CUUCAGGAGGUAUUUGGGGCUCCACACAGGACACGCGUGAAGAUUCCUGGAUGAGAAGGGUGCUUAGAAAAACGUUGUGAGCAUCCACAGCAAGGACAUGGAGCCUGAAGACCUUCCACCCCCUGCCUGAGGCCACCAAGAUCCCCUUACCUAGUAGUCCUACCUGUAUUUCAUGCAGUACUUCCUUCUCUCGCCAUGAAGAGGAAGAAGAACGCAGAGGUGAACACUAAAACCCCAGUUACUAAAGCCACACCUUCACCGAAUCCUGAUCAGACACCAAGCCAGCUCUCUGAAAAGAAGCGAAGAGUUCCAACCACAUUGCUGCCAACCUGGUACAAGGAACCAGUGAUCUUCAAAGAUGUAGCUGUGUACUUCAGCCAGAAAGAGUGGCAGCUACUGGAGCCUGCUCAGAAGGACCUGUACAAGGAUGUGAUGCUGGAGAACUACGGGAACCUGAUCUCUGUGGAAUAUUAUAUUUUCAAGCCAAGGCUGAUCACCAGAUUAGAACAGGGCAUUGACCUUUUCGCCAAGGAGAAUGAUGUUCUUGGAGAACGCCAGCAAAGUGAGGCAGGAGCCAGCCGGAGUGACACCUCCGCAGGAAAGAAGACAGGGAAUAAUUCAAAGACAGAAAUCCGGAAGCCAGACAAUUCUAAGACAACGUCACGGGAGAAGCAGAAGAAAGCAGAUCAAGGGGGUGGUUCAAAGAGUAUGAGUGCAGAAAAGCCUUCCAAAAGCGAUGUCAGGCCAUCUCAGAGAAAGGAGAAGUGUGGCCCAACUUCGACAAGAGAAGCAGGCAAAGCAAUUACUCCUGGCACUAAGGAGCAUGAAUCUGUGACCCCAGGAACAUCUUCGAGUCAAGCAUCAUCAGCUACAGCACCACGGAGCACCCCUCCAGAAAAGUCGACUUCGGGGAAAGACUCUCAUGGAAAAACACAGUAUGGCAACAACUCCAUCAAGCCCAAGCGUAAGCCUGCCCGACAAGGUAAGAACCACUUUAAAUGUAAGGAAUGUGGGAAAACCUUCAACCAGACCCUCCACCUCGUGGAGCACGAGAGAAUUCACACAGGAGAGAAACCCCACAAGUGCGACACCUGCGGGAAAUCUUUCAGGCACCUCUCGUACUUCCUUACACACUACCGAAUUCACACGGGGGUGAGACCCUACAAGUGUAAGGAGUGUGGCAAAGCCUUCAACAGCAGCUCCACUCUCAACAAUCACUGCAGGAUCCACUCGGGGGAGAAACCCUUCAAAUGUGACGAGUGUGGGAAAACCUUCAAGCAGAGCACGAAGCUCACCCGCCACCAACGGAUCCACACCGGGGAGAGACCCUACAAGUGCGGAGAGUGUGACAAGUGUUUCGGCCGCAGCUCGUCGCUGAGGGAGCACAAGAGGAUCCACACCGGAGAGAAGCCAUACCGAUGCCAGGUGUGUGGGAAAUCCUUCAGGGUCAACUCCCAUCUUUCGGAGCACCAGCGGCUCCACCUGAAGGUGAAGCCCUACAAGUGUGACAAGUGCGGGCGGCACUUCCGAAACAGCACUUACUUAGCAGAGCACAAGCAGAGCCACGUGCCCGGGGCCCGAGUGGACUGCUCCGAAUGCGGGAAAGUCUUCGAUUGCAAAGUAGCCCUUCUCAAGCACCAGAAAAGACACGAGGCGAACUCCAGGUAUCGGUGCAAGGGAUGUGGGAAAACAUUUAGGUGCAAAUCAAGCAUCCAGAGGCAUGAGAGGCUGCACGCUGGGGAGAAGCCUUUCGUGUGCACUAAGUGUGACAAAGGUUUCACUGACAAAACUACAUUGAACAAUCACUUGAAGAUCCACUCUGGAGACAGGCCAGAUCCGUGUGCCCAGUGUGGGAGAACCUUUAAGAAACUGGCCACCCUGCUGCUCCACCAGAAAAAGCAUGUGAAAAAGAAACCUGCCGACAAUGUAUAAAAGACUUUAGCCAGAACUCACAUCUUUGGGUCUUUGGAACUAAGUCAAAAUGAGAGAAACGAUAUAAGUGACCAGUUUCUUCAUUUCUUAGUAGCUGUUUACUUUUAAGCCAGUAGUUGUCAACAGAAGACUGGUUUCAACCCUUCCCCUACUUGGAGCAUCUGUGCAAUAUAAAGAGACAUUUUUUGUUAUUAUUAUUCCAGCAUUAGGUGCCACUAUCAACUGGAAUCUAUGGAUAGAGGCAAAGGGUGAUAUCAAAUAGUCUACAAUGUGACAAACAGACUCCCUUGCCUUCCAAUAACUAGGAAUGAUUUGGCCCUUCUCAAGCAAAAGCAUAUGAGCAUUUGAAUUUGAGAAGUUCAGGUAGAGUUUUCUCUGCCAGCCACUACAGUAACCACUAACUAGGCAUGGCUGUUUAAAUGUCAAGGAACCAACAUGAAAUAAACAUUUAAAGGCAAUCUCUUGCCUGCAUCAUCAACAUUUCAAGGCCUCAGUGGGCAGUUAGUUUCUCUGGUCACUGAUAUCACAGACAACUAACAUUUUCAACAUCAUGGAAGACUCUAUUCAGAACUUGGUGAUCAAUAGUUAUCUCGUGGGAUGGCCCUGAGAAACUAGGACACAACUUUGUGACGUUGACUUUGAGCUUUUGAUAGCAGAAUGUAGCAUUUUCUAAGUGUUGUGAAUGUGUCGGAGCCUGUGAUGUUUGGAGCACUUUCAGAUCUCCGAUUGGCCAGUGCCCCACCCACAGGACUCCUACCUCUGUGUGUUCAGUGGGUGACUAAUAACGUCACUGAUAACUGUGAGCAUUUCUUGAUCACUAUCUACCUAUCA